Micromonas commoda is the source of this 678-nucleotide messenger RNA. RefSeq lists its product with no specific name. The annotation marks the transcript as partial. The transcript has a single exon. The record is from RefSeq and is a predicted model, not a curated record. NCBI's taxonomy places the organism in Eukaryota, Viridiplantae, Chlorophyta, Mamiellophyceae, Mamiellales, Mamiellaceae.
AUGUUCCUUCCGGAGGACUACCCAAACUCCGUCAGCGACGAUUACGCGGCGUUUCAGGCUUGGGACACCGCGCAGGGUCUCUCCUCUUACGUCCGGGGAUCGUUAACGACCAAGGCUCUGUUGGAGGGCGUCGGCGUAGGAGCCACCGGCGCCACCGCGGCGAGCGCGGCGGCGCAGUUCAUCGCGCGGGACAUGUGCGGCAUGGUCGGCGGGCUCGUCUUCACGCUCGCAAAGGGACGCCACCUCGACGCGGAGGCGAAGCAGUGGCGGCUCUUCGCCGACCUCGCCAACAACGUCGGCAUGGCGAUGGAGCUUGCGGCGCCGCUCGCCAACGAUCGCUGGUGGUUUCUCGCGUUGGCGUGCGCGGGAAGCGUGGCGAGAAGCCUCUGCGGGUGCGCCGCGGGGGCGACGCGCGCGGCGCUGACCCAACACUUCGCGCGGGCGCGGAACGCCGCGGACAUCGCCGCGAAGGAGGGGUCCCAGGAGACCGCAGUCACCCUCGUCGGCAUGUCGCUCGGAGUCGCGGUGACGACGUCGACGGAUGGGAAAACCGCGUGGCAGUGGGCGGUGUUCGUCGCGCUCACCGUCGCGCACGUGUACUGCAACGUUCGCGCGGUGCGGAGCCUGGUGAUCGACUCGCUGAACCGCGAGCGCGUCGUGCGGCUGCUCGCGAGAUAC